GCGCAGACGUCAUCCGGUCGCUCUGCCCGUAGAGGCGCGAGGUUGACCUCUCGUCGCUAAUUGUGUUUCCUAUCGAGUGACAACUUGUUCGUCGGUUAGCGCAUUGGCUGCCCAUGGGCGCAGCUGCACACACACACGCACGCACACACACACACACUCACACUCACGCGUGCGCGCGCGCGCGCACACACACACAGUCUGCUGCUCCGCCGGCUGUCCGGUGCGCCUCUGCGGUCGGUUCGGGACGGUGUCGGUCUCCGCUUUUAUGAAUGAAUAACGAGACGGGGUGGGGGGGGGACGAGACUCCCCAGCAGCAGCAGCAGCAGCAGCAGCAGCCGCGGUCCCGGGGGGGCGGCCCCCGAUGAGAGGGAUUAACGUCGGAGCGGAGCCGCGGCUCAUUGCGGAAAAGCCGAGUUCGACUGCAGUCUGUCGCGGAAAACGCACCGCGAGGGAAACGGGCUCCACGGCGUAAAGAAGCGGAACGAAAGCCGCGGCGGACACAAUGUCCAUCCACAUCGUGGCCCUGGGCAGCGAGUGCCCCGGGGGGGUCGGGCCCGGGGAGGAGAUCAUGGGCCAGGGGCAGCUCCAGGGAGGCCUGCUGUGGAGUUACCUGGGCCAGGGAGCGCUGGUGGGGCCGUGCGACCUGGAGAGCAGCAUUCACAACCCGGCCUUCAUGGAGUACACGUCGCGCGUGUUCGGAGACGUCACUGUUGUGGUUCGGGAUUGCCCCAGCUGGGACCUGUUGGACAGCGAUUGGACAAGCGUGCGGAAAGUUCUCGAACAGGCCGACAUCCUGGUCAUUAAAUAUUCAGUCACGGACAAGCUGGCCUUUCAGCAGGUCAGGAACAACUACGCGCCGAGACUCCGCCCGCUCCUGAGGCACUGGGGCGUGCCGGUCAUCCUGGUCGCUGUCGGGGCGCGGCUCAACGAUGAAGGCCCUCCGUGUACGUGCCCGCUCUGUGCGUCCGACUGGAGCAGCUGCGUGCCUCACAGCGAAGGUCUGCAGCUCUCCCGCGACCUGGGGGCCACGUACCUGGAGCUGCCCUCACUCAACCACGUCUUUGUGGGCCGCUACUUUGGCAGCGUGCUCGAGUACUUCAUGAUCCAGUGUCUGAAACACAAAGCCAAAGAGAGGCCGGAGAAGAGGCGAGGAAAUAAAGUGAACGAUCUCCGCCCCCCUCACUUAGAACAACCAGCACGUCUCCCCCCCAUCCGGGUAGAGGAGUCCAGCUUCUCCCAGGACAUGCAGUGGUUGCUGGAGCGCGGCGUGCAGUUCGCCGAUGUGGCGUUCUACGCCGGGGACUCCGGCAAAGAGCUGGGGUGGGCGCACGCGGCUGUGCUCUGUGCCGUCAGUCCGUACUUCAGACAGCUGCUCCUGGGGCCCAAGGCCAGGGAACGUCCCCAGUCGCGCUGUGUUUGCAGAGAGCGGGACGGGGGCCCUCCCUCGCUGCUCUCCACCUGGGACGGGGGGAUUAUUGAUGACUUGCCACGGACAGAGGGCCACCUGACGGGACGCCUCUCCCGCCUGGUGGUGAAGGACCCCUUACUGUGUAUGUGCUUGUGGGAAACUCUCAUGUUCAUCUAUAGAGGAGCGUGGGAGUGGGAUCACCUUCAGGAGGCCUUGGAUGAGAAGCUGAAGAAUUCACUAGCUGUGGCUCAACUUAUGGAGCGCAUACGAUCCCUCAUCGGCAAAGACAGGAGCCAGAGAGACACGCCGAGCGCCCGGGCAGCUCAGCUCGGCCCCCAAACUCUAGUCAACCUCUUCAAUUCUCCUCUUUACUCUGACGUCAUCUUCAUGGUGCAAGGGAGUGUGUUGCCAGCCCAUCGAGCAGUGCUGGUGGCGCGCUGUGACGUCAUGGCGGCCAUGUUCAGUGGGAAAUAUGCAGAGGCCCGGAGCCGAGUGGUGCCCAUUCACGGUGUCUCCUCAGAUACCUUCCUGUCCUUCCUGGAGUACCUCUACACUGACUCCUGCUGUCCUGCCAGCGUGCUGCAGGCCAUGGCCGUGCUGGUCUGUGCGGAGAUGUACCAGGUGAAGCGUCUGCAGCAUCUGUGUGAAGUGUGUGUGUGCGCUUACCUCCAGAGCAUGCCCAGCAGAGAGCUGUCCUCCACGGGCAUCAGCGUGAUCCGACUGCUGCGCCGAGCAAAGUGCCACAAUGCAGAGCAGCUGUAUGUCUGGCUCCUCCACUUCAUCGCCAACAACUACCUGAUCUUCAGUCACAAACCUGACUUCCUGGAACUCUCAGAGGAGGAGCGUGAGCAGGUGGAGAGGCUCCGCUGGCCGUCCACAGGCUACCUGCAGGAGCUCAGCGAGUACCAGCAGCGGCGACGCAAACUACGCAAGUCCCGCUGCAUAGUCAUGUGACCGCCCCCCGGAUGCCUGUGGGAAAGAGGGAGGAGAGCAGAGCGAAGGGAGACCAGGGGGAGAAAAUAAAAAGGGUCAGACGGGUCGUGGAGAAGCACGCAGGAGAAGUGGUUUCCGUGCGACGGGGCUGUUUCUGAUGACACGCGGUGCAGCGGUCGCAGGGAUCCACAACCAAAAGGACAACGUCGCCUCGCGGUGACACACUCGGCUGUGACGCGCCUCACCCCCCCCUCCCGGGAGAGAUGACUGCAUCCUUUUGCCUAAUGACUAUUCCAUCACGGGCAAUGCAAAAUGAGUGGUCCUUAAACCCCAAAUUAAUCCAAAACGAGCAGCUCGCCAUGGGCCAUGUGAAGAAUAUUUAUACUGUAAUAUCUACAAUAUGGCUCUAUUGCUAAAAAAUGAACAGAUCUCAAACUGCAAUGAUGAGUGAGCAGGUAGAAAACUGCUCCUCCGUAUCGUCUCAAACGAAACCUCGGCCCAUAAUGCACCUGUGCUCUCUUGUCAUGUGAAAGCUGUGAGCGUGACCACACGCAGCAUUGCUGCAAAGCGUCUUUGUGGCUGCCGACUGUCUGUAUUUGAGAGGAGACCGUCAUCGCGGAGAGGAGAGCGCCGGUAACGCUGCCGGUGAAUCACGUUCACGACCAUUUCACGGCCGUCAAGUUCACACGAGGAGGACCAACGUAAAGAACAAAUUUUCUUUCAGAUCUCCGCGGUUGGACUCACUCAGAGAUAUAUUCUGGUCGUUGAUUUGACAUUAAAUCGUAAAAAUUAAACUACUACGGUCUCAGAUAUUAAGUACACCAAAUAAAGAACACAACGUAUUUUUUUUACCUAAAGCCUGCGGCUUGGACUUUUACGCCUCUUCCUUUACAGGUUUACACGACGUAAUGUUGAAUCUAUUUGCAAUAACCAAUAAUAAGGGUCUGUCUCGGUCACAUGAAAUGGCAAACGCCUUUGGUAGCAGACAAAGUGGUGUAAAGAUUUAGGAAAAAUAACCAUAUCAUGAACAUAAGUUGGUACGCUUAAAAACCACAAUGCCUCUAGGUAGAUAGUAUUUAUUUUAUCCUAUGUUUUUUAUUUGAGGGAUUGUUUUUAAUCAUAACAAGAUUAUAAUUUAUUGGUGCUGCAAUUAUUUUGUAAACUAUACUGUAUGUUCACAUGACUUUUUCUUUUUUUGGGUCACACUAUUUUACUGUUCACUGUUUCACUGGUAUUUACUUUAAAAAAGGUGCAUGUUUAAAAAAAGAAUUGUAUUUGUCUGACAAAGUGAAAGCAAAAUGGUCAAUACUGACAUUUUUGCAGCUAUUUUUUUAUUUAGUGGAUUAGCAGCUGUCAUUUACGGUCAACCACAGCAGUACUUGAGCUGUGAGAAUAUUUGACAGUGUGCAGGUGACAUCAGUCAGUACCUUCUCACCACCUGGUGAAUCAUUCACCUGCUGCUGCUGCACCACAGCAAUCGGUCUGUGUGUGUGUGCUAGGAACACCUUUUAAAAGAAACAGUAAAUAACAGUUGAAAGAGUGGACUGUAAACCGAAGUGUACUCCGGUGUGUGGAGACCCACCUGCAGCUCCGCCGGGCCAGCGUGGCACAGACUGUAGAUACCUGGACGUCUGACUUUAAAUAAAGACAUGUUUUAGAAUGAACAAACCACA
Molecule: messenger RNA, 4014 nt
Organism: Gasterosteus aculeatus aculeatus (three-spined stickleback)
Lineage: Eukaryota; Metazoa; Chordata; Actinopteri; Perciformes; Gasterosteidae
Gene: rhobtb3
Product: Rho related BTB domain containing 3
Molecular function (GO): protein binding
Source: RefSeq, a predicted model, not a curated record